Messenger RNA from Microthlaspi erraticum, 480 nucleotides. The record is from the annotation of a GenBank genome assembly. Lineage: Eukaryota; Viridiplantae; Streptophyta; Magnoliopsida; Brassicales; Brassicaceae.
AUGAGAGACUUCCUCACACGUGUAGGUGAUCCACGGAUCUCCUCCGUAAAGAUUAUAUGGAAAAGGCCAGAGGAGAGGGUUGAAGAGUGUGAUGCAUUUAAGGGAGAAUGGGUUUUAGAGGUCAUUUCUGAGAAAUUUGCUGUCAAGAAAAGUGGUGAUGCUUGGAGAGUUGUGGUAGACUCUUAUCUACCCGUGUUUCACCUCAUAGACACAAGACGUUCAAUCCCUUGGUCUAUGAAGCAAGUGCAAGAGCUUCUUGGAAUUGCUUCAACGUUUGAGCAAAUAGCUCAGCGUCUCUCUGCUUCAGUGAGAACAGUAUCCAAAGGUAUCUUAACGCAACAUAUCCUUCUUCUAGCAAACAACAUGCCUCGUUCAUGGAAUCUCCAGGGUUUUAGUGCUUUACAAGGCUCUGACCAAGUCAUUGGACAGCAAAGCAACCUUCGCAGAAGUAACUCUGAUAGUAAGUAUUGUGGUCCGUAA